CCUAGCUAGCUUUGCGCGCAGGCCACAGCCCACCAAUAUUCACAAGACUCAGCUCAGCUAAGCUCGAGCCUCGACUAAAACCAAGCACGAAUUGAACCAUACGAGCUUCUGCUGCAUGGAGUCGUCGUCAUGCGACACCACCGCGCCGCCGCCGCACCACUCGUCGGCAUCGCCGCAGCCGCAGCCAGCAACGGCAACGGUGGUGCUGAGCCCGUGCGCGGCGUGCAAGAUCCUCCGCCGGCGGUGCGUGGACCGGUGCAUCCUGGCCCCUUACUUCCCGCCCACGGACCCCCACAAGUUCGCCGCCGCCCACCGCGUCUUCGGCGCCAGCAACAUCAUCAAGCUCCUCCAGGAUCUGCCGGAGGAGCAUCGUGCGGACGCGGUGAGCAGCAUGGUGUACGAGGCGGCGGCGCGGGCGCGGGACCCGGUCUACGGCGCUGCGGGGGCCAUCUGCCAGCUGCAGCGCCAGCUCGACGGGCUCAAGGCGCAGCUCGCCCGGGCGCACGCCGACCUCGCCGCCGCACGCGCUCACCACGCCCAGCUCCUCGCCCUCCUCUGCGGCGCCGUCGAGAUCGCCGGCGCCGGCCACGGAUCGCCGCCGGUCGCCGCCGCCGCCGUCCCCGUUGCCGCGGCGCCCGUGGUAGACGCCGCGCUCCUCUACGUCGGCGACAGCGCCGGCGCCGGCGCCGGAGGUGGAGGGAUCAUGCAGGCUAGCCCCAUCGGUUGGGCUGACGAGCCGCUCUGGACAUGAUUCAAAUCCUAAUUAAGAAAAAUAAUUUAGUCAACGCGACGACUGAUUGAUGGAUCGUUUGACGAGUGUAAGUAAUGAAUCUGUACCGAGGAAACCAAAGGGUUAACUCCAUGAAAAUAUCUGUACUGUAAAGAGAUUUGAAUGCUAAUAUGUGUGUGGUAAAGUUCAAAACCAAGUAAUUAA
Brachypodium distachyon (stiff brome) is the source of this 934-nucleotide messenger RNA. RefSeq names its product LOB domain-containing protein 1. The record is from RefSeq and is a predicted model, not a curated record. The transcript is spliced from 2 exons. NCBI's taxonomy places the organism in Eukaryota, Viridiplantae, Streptophyta, Magnoliopsida, Poales, Poaceae. Bases 116 to 751 code for a protein of 211 amino acids.